GAUAUCGGGAAAAUCGCCCGAGUGCAAACGGCAAUGUUCGAUCCAUUAGUAAAUAUUACGAUUGGGGUGGUCGAUGGCAUCAACUCCAGCUCGUUUUUCCAGAGAAAAUGGGAUGCGUUCCUCGAUGUUGUUGGCGAUGACCCGGAUUUCAUCUACUUUUGGUGCCUAACUAUAUGGACCUACGGCCUCUUCUGGACCAUUGGUGGCAUUUUCGUGUUCAUGGACAUCACCAACAAGCCGAAAUUCAUGCGCAAGUACAAAAACCAACCCGGAACACACGAGCCACUGGAAUGGAGCAAACUGAAGCCAUUGCUAAAGACCGUUAUCAUCAAUCAGCUGGUGUUUGGAAUCCCGACGUCCUACUUAUCGUACCAUGGCCGGAAAUGGCUUUCCAUGGAUCUACCAGAAUUGCGACCACUCCCGUCGUUUGAGCUCAUCAUUCGGGACUUAUUGGUGUGCAUCUUGACCUGGGAAGUCACCUUCUACUACAGCCACCGACUGCUGCAUGCCAACUUCUGGUACAAGUACAUCCACAAGAAGCACCACGAGUGGCCGGCACCGAUCGCCUGGGCCGCCAUGUACGCCCAUCCAUUCGAGUUCAUCAUCAGUGAUCUGCUGCCGGUGUACAUUGGACCCGCUAUCAUGGCUUGCCAUCCAGUGACGAUCGCCAUCUGGUUCGUGUUUGUCAUGAUGGACACCCUGGUUGACCAUUCCGGUUAUCACCUGCCAGUGCUUGGAAGCUCCGAACAGCACGAUUAUCAUCAUUUGAAAUUCAACCAGUGCUACGGACUCUUCGGUUGGUGGGACACCCUGCAUGGUACGAACGAAGAAUUCCGCAAGAAAAAGCAACACCUACGGAACAAGAGAAUAUUCUCCCUGAAGUCAGCACGUGAGCUGAUUCCAGACGAGUAGACUGGAGUAUUAUACUUAGGGAUGGAGGAAUCAUGAUGAGUUGUCACCCAAAAAAAAAGAAGAAAAACAUAACUAGUUUAACUAAACACGAAUGGUGGUAACGUUAUGGUGAAGUUGUUGCUCAAAUAGCUAUGUAGUUAUAGACAUUUCAUUAAACUAGAGAAGUCAUAGUAACCAAUAUGCUGAGAAUAUAACAGUUUGCAAGGCAACAACAGCAUCUAUACGCAAGCGAUAUGGAAUGUCACUUGUGAAAAAAUCGUAAUGUAUAGGAAGAAAGAACUAGUCUUGUAAGCUUGUAGGGUAAGAUUUACUGAUGGUCUGAUGGUAACACAUUACCUCUGUGUUAUAGGUAGAUGAAUGUUGUGGAAAUAAAGACUCACUAAG
Ochlerotatus camptorhynchus is the source of this 1296-nucleotide messenger RNA. Its product is annotated as fatty acid hydroxylase domain-containing protein 2-like. Gene Ontology annotation, molecular function: C-4 methylsterol oxidase activity; iron ion binding. Gene Ontology annotation, cellular component: endoplasmic reticulum membrane. NCBI's taxonomy places the organism in Eukaryota, Metazoa, Arthropoda, Insecta, Diptera, Culicidae. The transcript has 3 exons. Gene Ontology annotation, biological process: sterol biosynthetic process. The record is from RefSeq and is a predicted model, not a curated record. The coding region runs from base 34 to 912 and encodes 292 amino acids.